Messenger RNA from Penicillium crustosum, 1395 nucleotides. RefSeq names its product fungal specific transcription factor domain-containing protein. NCBI's taxonomy places the organism in Eukaryota, Fungi, Ascomycota, Eurotiomycetes, Eurotiales, Aspergillaceae. Bases 1 to 1395 code for a protein of 464 amino acids. The record is from RefSeq and is a predicted model, not a curated record. The transcript is spliced from 4 exons.
AUGGCUUUCGAUGCGACUACCGACUUCGUCCUGAUUCUUUUUAAUCCAUCAAUUCCUAGGAGCUCUUCCAGCGUGGCUCCCUUUGCUGGGCGCUUGGAAGCUGUUGAGCAGUCCCUCGACAAUAUUCUUCGGAUAUUACAACGCUUGGAAGGAUCCAAAGAACAGAAAGAGUCAGAUGCCAUAGCUACUGCGGAACGGGGCCACGGUAUCUUUGAGCCAAAAGAUACAUCACCUGGAAAUCAGGUCAGAUCGUUGACUUUGGCGGAUCAAAAUGGCUCAGAUCCUUUUCUGGACAUACUUCGAUUCUGCCAGUUUCCUUCGUCAGAACAGCUCUUAAGAUACGUCGAGGGAUUCUUUGACAAAGUAUGUCCUUUGUAUCCGAUUAUCUGCGAUCAGGUUGCACUAGCGGCAGCGUCCAAUAUUGCAGAGCAUGGAUUUUCAUCCCAUGUGAUGACUUGCUUGGUGACACUGCUGGUCGCUAUAUUUAAAGCGCAUAACUCUCUGGGGCAAGAUCAAGGACUGAGAGAAUUCCAAAUGGCAAAUUAUAUGUUUUCUGGUCUUAAGAAAGAGUUUAGUCUUGAGUUUGCUCAGGUGGAAAUUCUUUCGGCGAUAUUUCUAUAUCGCAAAGGACAUGUCCUAGAGGCAUGGCAGCAUGUCCACUCAGGAUGUACAACACUGUAUGUGGCGAUCCAGCGAGAUAUACUCAUGGAAUAUAACGACUUGCCCUUGACAUGCCUUUCUAAACUGGAGCACCUCCUCCCUCUCCCUCUCGGCUGCGAAGAAUCGGCAACACUUCACAUGCAACCUGCAACACGAAUAAUCUACACAUUUUUUCUUGCAGAGAUAUCUCUAAAGGCCAUUUUGACUCGAGUUUAUGAAACACCUCCUAAUCAACUUUUGCAGGGAGAAUAUUCCAACUAUCAACUAUCACCAGUGGCAAAUGAAUUGGAGGCACAGCUAGCUAAGUGGACACAAGAAAUUCCAGAAUUUCUAGAUUGGUCCAUUCAGCCGGAUGAGGGUACUCUGACCCAAAUCGGGACUCGUGUGAAGCUCCUAUAUUGGCUCGCACGCUUUUUGCUCUAUCGCCCUUUGGUUCAAUACGUGGCUUUGAAUCCGGAGGCUUCACUGGGGAUUCAGAGCUGGGUGUUGUUUCAGUCAGCCUUAGAUACAGGAGCCCAUCUUGUCCGGGUGUUUUUGGUAGAGGAGUCGGAGACAGAGCCAAUAUUGUAUACGCGGAUUCUAUCAGUGGUGACAGAUUUGGAAGAUGCACAUAGCAAGGGCCUAUUAAAUAGCCAUGGAAAUAUGCUUGCGUAUGCAAAAGCGAAAGCUGCUGAACUGUAUCAUGUACCUCCCAAGACCCAUGUGUCUAAAGCAUCUGUCGGAAGUCAAGAGUGA